CGAGCAGCUGUUCCUCUUUCGCAAGCAAGCAGCCAAAUCGGAUUGCAGUUCUCGUUUAUUCUUGCCCUCGACUCUGGUGUGAAAGGACGUGUAUUUCUCAGCGUGCGUGUGCCCCUAUAAAGCGGCAUAAAUAAUCUCUCUUCGCAGGACGUGUGAAGUGUGGAGCGGGUUCAGCGUUAUCAUUUAUGAUAUAAAGUGCUGCAACGAACGAAUAAAAAGUGUGCGAUAAUCAAACGCACCGGUGUGCAGAGUCAGUAACCGUUUGAACACAACAUCGGCCCAGAGUCCUGCUCCGUCCGUUACAACUCCGCCAAGACGACCCUAGGUGCUGCUGCUACCUUUUCUCUCUCUAGGGGGAAAACGAAACACCAACAACACCAACAAGGCGAAACACAACAACAUUCCGGUGCAAAAUGGCUCUCAACUGUGGACAUUCGACGAUAAAGUAUCUGCUUUUCAUCUUUAACCUGCUGUGCUCGCUGUGCGGCAUUGCACUGAUCGUGAUCGGUGCCGUUUCGCUGGUAAAACUAGAGGAACUGCGUGAAAUUAGCGAUGAGUACAACAUCGUCGCCCCGUCCAUCCUGCUGAUCGUGUUCGGUUCGAUCGUGUUUGUCAUCUCGUUCUUCGGCUGCUGCGGUGCUAUUCGCGAAUCGUACUGCAUGACCUCGACCUAUAGCUUCUUCCUGAUUCUGCUCGUGAUCGCCCAGAUUGUGAUCGCUGUGCUGGUGUUUGUGUUCGUCGGUGAUGUGACUACCGCCCUCAAGAAGGGCUUCGAGCGCGUGUUCGAAAACCGUGACAACCCGGUCAAUACCGAUCUGAUCAACUCGAUCCAGCAGAACCUGGAGUGCUGUGGCAAGCGUAGCUUCCUGGACUAUGGCGUUAACUUCCCGCAAUCGUGCUGCAGCACCGGUGGAAAUGCUCCGCUCUGUGUUCCGUUCGCUAGCGGCUGUUUGAGCCGAAUCUCCGAGUUCCUGGACAGUGCCGGUAACAUUGUCGCCUGGGUGUCGCUCGGUGUUGCCGCCAUCGAGCUGGUCGGUCUCAUCUCGGCCUGCUGCCUGGCCAACGCCAUCCGCAACCAGCAGAGAAGAUACAGCUAAAAAGUGUCCGCUACUGUGCUACUACUACACUGCUACUACGACGCUUUUUAGUAGCUUUUGGUGGGGUGCGCCGAGUGUGCGUGUGCGUGUGUCGUCCGUUUUUAUAUUAUAUAUUACUGGAGGCCGAAAGAAAGGGAGAGAGCGUAUUCGUCGAGAUGAUAAUAUUGAUAAGGAUGCUUUCAAAAGUAGUACCACACACACACACACACAUAAAACGUGUUUAAGCGAUAAGAAGUGUUUGGGUUUUUGUAAGAAGCGCUUCGUGUCGUCGUCGUCGUGUUGUUUUGUAUGCAACGUGUGCUAUGAUGAAUGUUUAUUGGACCGGAAGGAAGGAAGGAAGAAAGGAAGGAUCCUAGAUCAACGAUUUUACACACACACACACGUAGAAGGUUAUAUGAUAAAUAAGCCGGAAAAGAAAAAGCACAACUCCUUCACAUGCUUGUGUGUGUGUUUACACACAUACAUCCAUCACCGCAAGUGCCAGCCUCGAGGAAAUAACCAAUGGUGGAGAUCCGAUCGUUCAACACUAAAUCUCAUCACCCAAUAGAGAAGAGGAGAGGUUCAUCAUCACGUCACCAUCGGCCUGCUUCGUUGUACAACAACAGCACACAAAUGCACGUACACUUAGUCGUGUAAUGUAUGUGUGUGUGUGGUUAGUGCAUCCACUUCCUUCUAUAUUUUGCUAUGUUGUGUGGUUUGGCGCUAUGAACAACGGCGCCGGGCUUUUUUCGCUAUAUUUAUGCUAUACAUCAUAUGAGGUCCUCAUUACGCCCUAUAAAUAUUUAACUAUCUGGUGGCUACAAAAAUGGCAGACAGAAGUCCAGUUAGAAAUCAUGAUCGUUUUUUCGUCCUUUUUUUUCAUAAAAUUCUUUCCGACCUUCGAAUAUUCCCGAGUGUGUGUGCGUGCGUGUUGCGUACGAACGUUGUAGAUGUGAGUGGGUUUUGUUGGGUUGGAAAAGGAAAACACUCGACCGCCGAAUAGCAUAUAAGGACAGCCACCCACAUACCAUCCUUUCAUUGGGCUUUUUUGUUUCGUUUUUUUCUUUUUUUCUCUACGACAUGAAAAUACGAUGCUCGAAGCAAAAUUAAAUUUAGUUUGUUCAACUUAUAAUAACUUCAAAAAAACAAAAGUAACAGUAGCGUUUGCUAAGGGAAACAAUCUAAAGCAGCAGGACUCAUGUAUGAUUGGAUUUUUUUUUGGAAAAUAGAAUAUUUUGUUAUCUUGUAGCACACACACCUUCAGCUAAUCACAGAUCACAGGACAACCAUUACACACAGGAUAUUGUGCUUUUGUGUGAAGUACUUGUGCGGUGGCGCAAUGUUGAAUUUGACCAACAAAAGGCAGUUAAAAAUAUAUAUAUACAUACAUGAAGUAUCUUAUAUCGUUAAA
Molecule: messenger RNA, 2487 nt
Organism: Anopheles stephensi (Asian malaria mosquito)
Lineage: Eukaryota; Metazoa; Arthropoda; Insecta; Diptera; Culicidae
Product: 23 kDa integral membrane protein-like
Exons: 6
Coding region: 414-1097 (227 amino acids)
Cellular component (GO): membrane
Source: RefSeq, a predicted model, not a curated record